AUGAGUUUCACCCGCCCCGCCAGAUGUCUGUUUUGCCGCUUUUCUCGCGCGGCCUCGACUGUCCCUCGCAUGCCUCGUCGUCAAUUCCAUCCUUCGCCGCCGCAGUUCUCGGAUCGGAAACCUAAGAUUCCCAAUGAACCGGUCCAGGAAGGCAAAACCCUGGAGGAGAUCUCCCGGAAUAUGAAGCCGGAAGACUUCAAGCCGUAUUCGGAGGAGGAGAAGGCCGUCCUGCGAGAACACUAUACCCCCGAGCAGAUGGAGGCUGUGGAAGCCGGUGAAUCGGCCAUUGACCCCAAGGAUAUGGCAGAACAGUUUGCCAUCCGUCGGGAUCCGAUGAAGCUGCGUUAUCUCGACGACUUAUCCGUCAUCGAGCCCGGGGUGGACAAGCAUGUGCGCGCUCCCAAGUCCAAUUCUGACUAUAAUGCGACCCUCAAGACCGACGAGGAUUUCUUGGAUGACUUUGCUCGAUUUUUCGCCGAGAUGCCCGAGAAUGCCACUGCGGGCGAUUGGAUACAGUUUCUGGAGACCAUGCGGAUGACCAAGGGCAAGGAGGAAAACGAGCUUAACCCUCACAGCGCGAUGGUACCUGAUUUGUUUAGCCACGGGGAAACCUUGUCGGGGGAAAAGCCCGAGCGUCCCAGAAUCUUUGAGCUGGAGAGACCCAAUGCCCAAAACAAGGAGUCGGAUGACAUGACCGAUGCGCUGAAACAACUCCUCCUGGCUACGGGCUACUCUGUGGAACAAAUCCGGGCCUUGAAGACGAAAACUCUCGUUGUCCGGUCUGUGGCCAACCAGACGCGUUUGGGUAAGAUCCGUAGUUCCUACUGUCUGUCAAUUGCCGGGAACGGGAACGGUCUUCUAGGAAUCGGGGAGGCAAAAUCGGAUGAACGCCAGGAGUCCGACACUCAAUCGCGGUAUCGCGCUAUCCGAAACAUGCAGCCCGUCCGGCGGUACGAAGAUCGGACCAUCUUUGGCGAUGUCAAGGGCAAGGUGGGAGCUGUCGAGCUGAAGUUGAUGACCCGUCCUCCAGGAUUCGGUCUCCGGUGUCAGCAUCUGAUUUACGAAAUGUGUCGUGUAGCCGGUAUCCACGAUCUCGCCGCCCGUGUUGGUCGAUCGAGAAACCCCAUGAACACAGUGAAGGCGACCUUCGAAGCGCUGAAAAGCCAGCGGGACCCAGAGGAGAUUGCCCGGGCGCGAGGCAAGAAGUUGGUUGAUGUACGCAAGGUUUACUACUCGGGACGGGCCUAA
This is a messenger RNA of Aspergillus tanneri, 1248 nucleotides long. RefSeq names its product mitochondrial 37S ribosomal protein uS5m (gene MRPS5). Gene Ontology annotation, cellular component: ribosome. The transcript is spliced from 2 exons. The record is from RefSeq and is a predicted model, not a curated record. Lineage: Eukaryota; Fungi; Ascomycota; Eurotiomycetes; Eurotiales; Aspergillaceae. Bases 1 to 1248 code for a protein of 415 amino acids. Gene Ontology annotation, molecular function: RNA binding; structural constituent of ribosome. Gene Ontology annotation, biological process: translation.